Molecule: messenger RNA, 549 nt
Organism: Pogoniulus pusillus (Red-fronted tinkerbird)
Lineage: Eukaryota; Metazoa; Chordata; Aves; Piciformes; Lybiidae
Gene: CFAP107
Product: cilia and flagella associated protein 107
Exons: 3
Coding region: 1-549 (182 amino acids)
Source: RefSeq, a predicted model, not a curated record
AUGUCGUCGGAAGACUGGUGGAAAAUUCAGCCCAAAUACUCUCCUGAAGUUCUCAUUGGAAACUGGGCAGAAGACAGGAACAGGGGCCUGCCAAUGCAGCACAUCUUCACCCAGCAUGAGGAGCCAAGAAGCAGGAAUUUCGUGUCGGAGUAUGAGGAUGAAUACAACAGGCGCUGCCUCGACCCUGUGACACCUCCUCUCCGCACGUGGAACGGACACAAGCUUUCCUGGGUUCCUCAGAAAUCAGACUGCCCCAUUCUUGAACCACCCAAAAACUAUGGUCUUUAUGAGUACCUGAUGAAGAAACGGUAUGAGAAAGACGCUGGAGUGAUGAAGAGUGUCUACACCAUCUCCUAUGAAAAGCCACCAAUUUCUGCCCUCGUUACUUGUCAUCAGAGACAACCAGCUAAAACUUCUGCUCUCCUUUCCAACCAGGCACAUCUUCCCCAAAAUAUUAGUCACACCCUCGACUAUGAAGGGGCUCAGAAGCAUCUACAAGCCAUUGUCCAACUGAUGAGAAGCCAAAAUGCCAGGGACACUUCUGUGUAA